AUGAUGCCAAAGUAUUCCAGCAGUAAUCCACAAAGCCGCAAAAAUAGACCACUUAAACGAAUCUCCCCUCGUUGGCGUAGUACUUUUCCUAUUUCGUUAAGUCAGCUACAAAGGAAACGUGAUGAAUUUUGGGAUACAGCUCCAGCUGCUGAAGGCAGAGUUGAGAUUUGGAAUGCUCUGAAAGUAGUUGCUGAUUUUUUUCAAAAACAAGAUUAUGAUAUGGCUCAAGCGAUUUUAGAUGGAGCAUGUAUUACUCUUCCAUCAGGAACAUUGUAUGACUGCUAUGAUGAACUUGGUGCUCAUUAUCAGCUUCCAUUAUACGUCUUAAGUCAGCCAAGUAAUCUCAUUCCAGAUCCAUCUACUCCUGAUUCACAAAGCUUACACUCUCAACCAAAUAUAUCUGCUGUGCUCAGAAAUUCAAAUACCUACACUUCAGGCUUUAAUAACACAAGAGUUCGUUCUCAUCAACAAUGUGCCGAUAGUAAUAAUGACCCAUCAAGUAACGAUGUGUGUGGGUGUUUGUCAUUGUUCAAUGCAUUUUGUCAUAGAAAUCGCAGGAACAGAGACGGAUCACCUCAUUGGUUACAAUGGAACUUUAAUUCGUGCAGACGUGAUCAUGAUCAAUCAGCAUGUGACAAAAUUGAUCCUACACACCAUAAUUCAUCAUCUCCACCAUCAUCUUGUCUUAAUUUAAGAUUAUCUACUGGUGAACAGUAUACACUAGAAAUCGGUGAUCAAAAUAUCACAGUUUUGGAAGCCAAACGUUUAUUUACUUCACUGUGCGGUUGGCAUGAGCUUAGACAGCGUUGGUUUGUGUGUGGUCGUUCUCUCUCCAAUCGACUUUCGAUUAAAGACUGUCAUAUACCAUCGGGUUUUGUUAUCCAAGUUAUUGUACACUCACCAUUCGAUCCUGAAUGUUUAUGGAAACAAGGGAGUAGAUCUGCAACUAGUUCUGUAGUGGAAGCCAUUAUCUCUUAG
Molecule: messenger RNA, 978 nt
Organism: Schistosoma curassoni
Lineage: Eukaryota; Metazoa; Platyhelminthes; Trematoda; Strigeidida; Schistosomatidae
Source: the annotation of a GenBank genome assembly